GCAAACUUUGACCGUGAGGGGGGGCUGUUGAUCCGUUUCCUAUUUCACCUUCCUCACAGAAGAAGCGGUCACGCUGUCAUCUGUCACCGUUACCCGAGCUCUGGAAAAAGGGUCUUUAAAAUGAAGAUCUGGACAUCAGAACACAUAUUCAACCACCCUUGGGAGACGGUGACGAAGGCGGCCAUGCAGAAGUACCCGAACCCCAUGAACCCAGGCGUGGUGGGCGUGGAUGUGCUGGACCGUGGUGUGGACACCCAGGGACGGCUCCACAGCAGGAGGCUGCUCAGUACGGAGUGGGGUCUGCCGUCCAUGGCCAACACUCUCAUUGGGAUGACCAGAACAUGCACGUACGUCCAUGAGCACUCGGUGGUGGACCCCAAGGAGAAGACCUUCGAGCUCAAGUCUUCUAAUAUCUCCUUCACUAACAUGGUGUCUGUGGACGAGAAGCUGACUUACAGACCUCACCCACAGGACCCGGACAAGACGGUGCUGACACAGGAAGCAUUGAUCACUGUUAAAGGGUUCAGUCUGAGUAGCUACCUGGAAGGCCUCAUGGCCAAUACAAUCUCUACUAACGCUGGAAAAGGGCGUGAGGCGAUGGAGUGGGUCAUUAGGCGGUUAAACGCUGAGAUUGAGGAGCUGGCUGUCGCCGCACGUGGCACGUUGCGUGCUCCCAUGGCGGCAGCCGUCGCUGAGAAGUGAUAGCACGCCAUUUUGAAUGAAACUGAACAUUAUCCCCCCAGAGGGGUGACCACCUCAAUGCCAGAGCAUCCACAUCCUGUUUCAACCCACUGCUCUUCCUGUGUGUCACUCCUCCUUCCCUCAGCCACCUCACAUCAGUAGAGACCAGCUGAUGAUAUAACACUGGGUUGAACAGGGUUGCACUUGAGUCUUGUGGGACGCGUAGUCUUUUAAUAUUUUGAAUUCACAUAGUGCCUCUUGUAUGUCGCCAGGCUUUUCCUCUUCCGUUUUCUCUUAUCAUAGUGACAGUUUGUAGAGUCAAACUGACAAAAAUGCAAGUAAGGCCACAAGUAAGGCUACUUUACAUACAUCCUCUUUCAAAGACUACACACUUAUUGAGAGUAUUGCUACUCUGCUUCAUUUUCAGGAUUGUGCGAACUGGAAUUUCAUGUAAGUUCGCUUAUUGUUAAAACUUAUUGUUUUCAAAUAUAUUUUAUUUACAUAACAGUAAGGUGACGAUUUACACCACGGGUUGUUUUCAGAAUCCAUCGUCAUUGCAGUUGGUUCAGUAUAGUACAUUGUGCCAUCCUUGUUGCAAUUAUAUAUAUUUUGAACCACUACAAUGGCUCUCACCAUUUAUUGAACAUGUGUAUUUAUGACUGAACGAAACUGUCAAGUGUUUCUACCUCUGGUAUUGGUAGUCAGUUAUUGUUAGUCAGUAUUUAUUUGUUUUGGACGCUGUUCUAUGUGACGUGUCAACAGAAUCUAAAGCUGCCAAUCUGUACAGCUACCUACCAGCUGAGUUGUUUCUGUUCCACAACGCCAUAUAAUACACUCCUCCAUUCAGGUGCUACAAACUGACCCAGGCUCUGUUUGAGAUCUAUAAUAAUACAGCCUUCCUUCCUGAAAGGAAAGAUCAGACAUGAUUGGGUUUGUGACAACUCUUCAAAGGACCAUGUUUCUUCUUCACAAAUCCAAUGAUGUUAGAGAUUAUCUAGGAAAGGGGAAAUGGGAGGGUGUAUUUAUAAAGAAUUUAAUCUGAGCCAGAUAUCGGUUCCCCUUCCCUGUUUAUAACCUCCAUUGCUCAGAUCUGCUGCCCCUUCAGCAGCUUGUCGUGAGUUUUGGCCCUCCUUCCAUGACUAGGCUCCUGCCGUGUGCUUGGCUGCAGACACAGGUUUUCUGGUUGUAGUGUCGUACAAUGCACAAUAUUUGAAGGAAACAUGGCUGUGUAAAUAAAACAAUGUAUCAAGGGUACACAUUCCAAGAAUGUCAAAGUGAAGUCUCAACAACAAAAAAUGACAUGAACAUGGUGUGGUAGAUGUUGUACUUGGUCAUGUACAGAUUAUACUAGCCUGUUUGUAGACAUGAAGAAUAUUGUGUGCUUUGCUCUUAGUUUCACACAGGAGUGGGAGAUUGAGGUCCUUAGCCCUGUCAACUCCAGAACUAGUUGGACAUUAAUGAAAGUCAUGUUCUCUAGACCUUGUGGUUAUCCUGGAUAUACAAUGUUUUUUCUGUGACUAAAAACAAAACAAAUAAAUGUCUUAAACAAC
This is a messenger RNA of Osmerus eperlanus (European smelt), 2231 nucleotides long. Its product is annotated as PRELI domain containing protein 3B-like. The transcript is spliced from 6 exons. NCBI's taxonomy places the organism in Eukaryota, Metazoa, Chordata, Actinopteri, Osmeriformes, Osmeridae. Gene Ontology annotation, cellular component: mitochondrial intermembrane space. The record is from RefSeq and is a predicted model, not a curated record. Gene Ontology annotation, molecular function: phosphatidic acid transfer activity. Gene Ontology annotation, biological process: phospholipid transport. The coding region runs from base 121 to 702 and encodes 193 amino acids.